UAACAUAUUGGCCAACCCUUUUCUCUUUCUCUCUCUCUCUCUCUCAUUCACUUUGAGUUUGACCCGUUGCCUGCCACCGGCAACCUCUCUUUUUUUCUCUACUCCAAUGGCGACCCCACUCAGCUGCACUCUCAAGAGGAUCUUCUAACUUGGAGACCCUCUUUGUCUGAGCAUAAAGUCCUUUAAUAAAUAAACCUUUCCUUCUCUUCCUUUUCUCUUUUUCCCUUUCUCUGAAACCCUAGUUAAUAGCUUUCUCUCUCUCUCUCUCUCUCUCUCUCUCUCUCUCUCUCUCUCUCUAACCAUCAAAAGAGAGAAAGAAAAAGAAAGAAAACAAAACCCUUUUCUCUGAAAACCAAAAAGAAGACCACCCUCCGUAUCUCUUCUAGCUUUCCCCAUAGCCAUAAUUGAGAUUUUACGUAUUUAGAUUUAUUUUCUCUUCUUUUGAUAGCUCUCUCCAAACAGUGAAAGACAAGGGAAAGAUUUGCUUUCAGAUAUUCGAGAUCGGGAGCUCGUUCGCUUAAAAGAUUUGGAGAACUUCUUCUUCUUCUAAAGUAGUACUUUUUCAUUUUCACUUAUUUCAUUGGGUUCUUGAUCAUUUAAUUAAGCAUAACAAUUUGCAGGUCUAUCUCUUUUUCUCUGUUUGUUUUCCUUUUCCUUUAUUCCCCUACAACCGUCCUCGUUUCCUUUUUUUUUCACUUUUACUUUUAGCUUUCUAGCUAUAGAGCUAUGGAUUCUGGUAAUAGUGGAAGUAUGCAAUCUUCCAGUGGAGGUGAUGAAGAGUACGAUUCUCGACCCGAAUCGAUCCCAUCUUUCUUGAAUCCUCCACCUCCUCCUCCUACCCAUUUUGGUUCCUCCGAUUCAAAUCCAGAACCUUCUCUUCUUUCUCAUUUCCAAAACCACCAAUCUGCUGGUUUCUUUGACAUUUCAUCCAAUUAUUUCCAAGCAUUGUCUCAAUCUCAACCUAAUUCAAAUCCCAAUUUCUUGCUCAACCUUGACACUGUAAGGUCUAGACCCCAAAGAUCUGAACCCCUCAACUGCACUGAACUUGGAAACCUAGCUGUCGGUGGCGCUUCAUCAUUAUUAGCUUCUCAAGGAUCAGGACCAGGACUGGGACCAGGCCUUAGUCCUAGUCAUGGUCCCGGUCCAUCAGUUAUACAAUUACGAUCAGUUAACAAUGAAGCUGCUGGUCAUCCUGGUCGAGGAACAGCAUCACAGACCAACAACAACCAAGGAGGACGAAACUCCAAGAAACGAACCAGAGCUUCAAGGCGAGCACCCACCACUGUUCUCACAACAGACACAUCGAAUUUCAGAGCAAUGGUUCAAGAAUUUACAGGGAUCCCAGCACCGCCAUUUUCUGGCUCUUCGUAUUCUAGAAGAUUCGAUCUCUUCGGAACAGCAGGCGGUGGUUCAGCUAUGAGGUCUGGUAAUAUGGAUACAUUGGGACCUCUCUACCCUCUACGUCCUUCACCUCAAAAGGUUCAUCAUCAAUCCCCAUUUCUAUCAUCUUCAUCUUCUUCUUCUCCAUUGUUGCACAACAAUAACAUGAUCGAAGCUACAAAUGUUGCCACUACUAGUAAUAACAAUUUCCUUUCCAGUAGUAGCAACUACCAACAGCAUCCACCUCCAUCGACGUCUGAUCAAGUAUUUCCCAAACAUCAUCAUCAUCAACAUCAUGUGUUGAACAUGCAAACCAACCCAAUUAAUCUUCCAUUCCAGUCUCUCCCUCUGCACACUUCUCUCAAUGUGCCCGGUUUCGGGACGAGACCACCUCAAGCAAGUCUAUCUAUGGCUGCUUCGUUGGAUGAACUCGACAUGAGCGGCGGCGGAGGCCGUGGAUACAUCAACACCGCCAACCGCGGUGUUGAUCCGGAUCAUGGAAGACAUGAACUUUUCAGGGCUUUGGACGGGAAUUCUCCCAUCCGGGUCAGCAAUACCAGUAGCUGCAAGUUGAACUACACGGCGGCUUCUUCGUCGGAGUUUCACCCGGAAAAGGGACUGGAGAUGAAUGUUUCAACGAGAGGUGAAGGUACGGUUGAUUCGUGGAUCUGUCCUUCAGACUAAGUAAGUAUUUUAUAUAAUGGAGGGCUUGUCUUUGCUGGCUUUUUGAGACAAAUGAACAUGGCGGAGAUAGUGGCUAUUGUGGUGGUGGUGGUGGUGAUGCUGAUAAUGGUGGAAUAUCUUCAGGUGAUGAUGAUGAAGAAAGAUUGUGGGUUCUUAAAAACUUAGUCAUCACUCCUUAAUUAUUUUGCAACAUCAUGAUGAUUAUUCUGAUUGAUUAUAAAAUUUUUGGGGGUUAUGAAAUGAAUAAUGAUUUUACUCACUGAACCUAAAUAUAUAUAUAUAUAUAUAUAUAUUAGAAAGUAUCAUCAGUUCUGUUUAUAUUGAAUAUAUAUGUAUUUUGUAGAUA
Molecule: messenger RNA, 2410 nt
Organism: Ziziphus jujuba (common jujube)
Lineage: Eukaryota; Viridiplantae; Streptophyta; Magnoliopsida; Rosales; Rhamnaceae
Exons: 1
Coding region: 727-2064 (445 amino acids)
Source: RefSeq, a predicted model, not a curated record